Messenger RNA from Dreissena polymorpha, 1711 nucleotides. RefSeq lists its product as uncharacterized. The record is from RefSeq and is a predicted model, not a curated record. The coding region runs from base 144 to 1421 and encodes 425 amino acids. NCBI's taxonomy places the organism in Eukaryota, Metazoa, Mollusca, Bivalvia, Myida, Dreissenidae. The transcript has 2 exons.
GUUGUUGUAGUUCAGAUUGGAGGAAGUAGCUAGAAUAACUUUACAUUUUAAAUUGACAUAUUACAGAUGAUAUGUGUAUUAAUCCACAGAUUGCGUGAAAUGUAAUUCAUUUGAAUUAACCACAGAAAUGGACAUCUGAAAGCAUGCAGAAUGACCUGUUACCAUCUGCGCGUGCGAAGCCAGAUAAGCUCUCCCUUGAACUGUACAAUCAGCUCAUCAAGAAACUCAGAGGUCAAGGCAGGGCGUCUAUGCCAGUGACAGAAUGUGCGUUUUUGAAUAAGUCAGUGGAUUCUACGAACAUUCAGUCUAUGCCAUUGACAGAACGUGUGUGUUUGAAUAAGUCAGUGGAUUCUACAAACAUUCAUAGUGUGGUAUCUGCGCAGAAUCCAAAGACUCGAAAACGCCAUUCUUCUGGAGAAGUUGUGAGAGCAAAACCUGAUGUAAGUGUAAUUAAGUUAAGUCUUAAUAAUGUAGGUAAAAAGGUUACUGGCACUUGCAAUGAUUUAAAAGUUUUGGAAUGUGACAGUGCUACCAAUUAUGAAGAGGAAUGUGUGUCACGAAUUUCAUCUGCAUUUCCAGAAACAAAACAUGCAUCCUUAUUUUCCCAACAUGAAGAUGACAACAAUAGUAUCACAGAUGAGUUUGAGAGCCAUGCUAGUAGAUGUAUGAAAAACAAAUCAAGAACUGGAAUGAGUUCGUUAAAAAAGAGCAAGUCAAAAUGCGUGAAUGAAGUCAGUUGUGAACAACACUGCACUGAAGCCCAAAAGGAGACUGUAGUGGGAAUUGAAACUGGAAAAGACAAUAAAGGCGGAGGAAAUGCACCAAGCAGUAAGAAUACGUCAUUGAAGUGCUUUAGAACUGUCAAACAAAUAAACAAAAAUAGCCAUAUGAGUGAAAGUAAAAUUUGUUCAGAAAGUGAAAAUAGAAAACCUUCAAAUUCCAAAAAGAGAGUAAACUUACAAGAAAAUGUUAACAAUAAUUACAUUAAAAACAAAAGAAUAAAGUUAAGCUGUGUCGUGAAUAAAGCAAAUCUACAUACAGAGACAAAGCAGUCGGAACACGAUAGUAUUACAAUGAUACAUGUUGAGACAAAGGAGCAUACUAAUACAAAUGGUCACAUGCUCAGACAAACUGCACAUUCAAACAAGCCCAUACCACAGGACAGGUCUGGAUUUAUGCCCCUAGACGAUAGUGGUACUUGGGUUGAUGGGGUUAGCUCAAGUAAAGAUAGAAACUCUGCCAACCACACCAUAGAUGUAUCUGGUGCGCUGGAAAGUAUCAUGCCUUUAAAUGCAGUAACUGAAAUACAAUGUUCUUUCAAUAGGAAAGCUAAACUAGCGAUUGACAAGGAAAAAGGUCUUCUGAACAGAAGGAUGGCCACAAGUAGUAUUUGGGAAUCUUUGAAUGCUCAAUAUCAAUGACAUGAUCAGAUAUGCUACACUAAAUUUAAAUUUGUUGUGUUAUCAAAGAUAUGCCAUUACAUGUAGCAUCAAAUAUGCAGUGUUUCGAAAAUAUGGUACAGGCUUUCUCUUUUUCCUUUCAGACUCAUGGUAUUUUUUCUAUUAAAACCUGGACGUAACAUUAUACCAGCUCAAACUCAACUAAUAAAUUCAAUAUGAAAUGUAAAAUUAUUGUUAUAAUUUAUAAUUCCUGACUUAGUUAUGUGUUUCUUGUGUUAAUCUUGUUGUUUCAUGAUUAAAUUUGCAAACUU